AUGAGCUUUAUAAUAGGCUCGAGGAUUUUUCCUUCAAAAUGGUUUUCACCUAGGUACAAACUCUCUAGCUUCGACGAAAAAGAGGAGUUAGUAGGAACUUCAAUAGAACCUCUAAGAUUAUUUCCACAAAGUGCUAGAGUGGAAAGCUUGGUUAGAUUUUGUACAAGCGGGAUACUACCAGUGAAGUAGUUCGAGAGAAGCCUCACCUUGGUUAACUGGGUUAGAUUUCCAAAUUCAUAAGUGAGUGGAGAAGAGGUGAAGUUGUUGAAACUGAGAUCAAGAUUCCGCAACACAAAUGAGAAACUACCAGUGAGCUCGUUAUCGUGUAGGGCUAAAACGGAAAGCAUGCUUAGGUUACUAAAUGAGGAAGGAACUUGGUCGAGGAAGCCACUACCUGAAAGAAAUAAAACCUCUAAUUUGUUGAGCGUUCCUAACUCGGAAGGGAUUAAAGAGGGGGUGAACUUGUUGUGA
Camelina sativa (false flax) is the source of this 471-nucleotide messenger RNA. The record is from RefSeq and is a predicted model, not a curated record. Lineage: Eukaryota; Viridiplantae; Streptophyta; Magnoliopsida; Brassicales; Brassicaceae.